AAUUAUCCCCUGGUCACCCAGUUUUAACCUUCGAAAAAAAAGAAGGAUUCUGAUCGGGAUUUUUAGAAAAUCCCUGUAUUGAUUCUUGUAUUUAUUUCCAAACGAAAUAAAAUAAAAUGUCUGAACUUCCCUACGGCCCCCCCGUUCGGGUAUCUCCGUUGAUCAGAUUUGGCCGCUGGUCGUUCCUGGGAGCGGGUAUCCUGUACGGAGCCUUCCACCAAAGCAGGUUGUCCAAGAAGGAGGCUAAGUUCCGCGAGGUUGAAGCCAAGGAGAAGGCAAUCCGCGACGCGAAGCUCAAGCAAGAGAAGGCGAUCGCUGCCGCAGCGGAACUGAAAUCCCUAGAAGAGAUGGUCUCCCCCAAAAAAUGAACGAAACAGCUGGAAAUACUUAGUUUAUAAGGCAAUAGUGAACACCGCCAUCUGUUGAGCAUUGUCGGAACUAACACAAUAUUUGGGGCGGAACCGGCAAUAUUCCAUCGACUUUGUAAAAAUAAAUCGUUUUAUUUAAUGAAAUAUAGGUGAUUAUGUAAAAAAA
Molecule: messenger RNA, 534 nt
Organism: Pectinophora gossypiella (pink bollworm)
Lineage: Eukaryota; Metazoa; Arthropoda; Insecta; Lepidoptera; Gelechiidae
Gene: ATPsynE
Product: ATP synthase subunit e, mitochondrial
Exons: 3
Coding region: 117-368 (83 amino acids)
Biological process (GO): proton motive force-driven ATP synthesis
Molecular function (GO): proton transmembrane transporter activity
Source: RefSeq, a predicted model, not a curated record